Molecule: messenger RNA, 5543 nt
Organism: Blastomyces dermatitidis ER-3
Lineage: Eukaryota; Fungi; Ascomycota; Eurotiomycetes; Onygenales; Ajellomycetaceae
Product: chromosome segregation protein sudA
Exons: 5
Coding region: 244-3843 (1199 amino acids)
Biological process (GO): mitotic sister chromatid cohesion
Cellular component (GO): chromosome
Molecular function (GO): cohesin loader activity; double-stranded DNA binding; ATP binding
Source: RefSeq, a predicted model, not a curated record
CGACUCCCCGCCACGAAGCCCUAAUGCCUAAUCGGGAACGCGUCCAGCCCAAUCCAUUCCAACUUGCAACGCGUUUUCCCUCCAUUGAAAGUGAAAUUAAGACAACUCCAACUUGGGCAACUUUUCAAUCCUCGCCAUUGCAGCGACGCAUUCCUUCACUCAUACGUGUCGCACAGUGAUUCGGCAACGCAAUUAUACCCUCUUUUCCUCGUGCGGGAGGAGGUGUGGAUCCCCUAGCUGAAGAUGUAUAUCAAACAGAUCAUCAUUCAGGGCUUCAAGAGCUACAAAGAUCAAACGGUGAUCGAACCGUUCUCCCCGAAACACAAUGUUAUCGUUGGACGUAACGGAUCCGGGAAGAGUAACUUCUUCGCCGCGAUUCGAUUCGUACUUAGUGACGCAUAUACUCAUAUGGGGAGGGAGGAACGGCAGGCUCUGCUACAUGAGGGCUCUGGUUCCGCGGUGAUGUCAGCCUACGUUGAAAUCAUUUUCGAUAACUCCGACGAACGAUUCCCUACUGGCAGAAAAGAACUAAUACUGCGGCGGACCAUUGGCACAAAGAAGGAUGAAUAUACCCUAGAUCGAAAAAAUGCAACCAAAGCUGAUGUGAUGAACUUGCUUGAGUCGGCUGGCUUCUCUCGAUCGAACCCUUACUACAUCGUUCCGCAAGGUCGCGUCACGACUCUGACUAAUAUGAAAGAUUCAGAGCGUUUAGUUCUUUUGAAAGAGGUGGCGGGCACGCAGGUAUAUGAGGCGCGUCGCGCGGAAUCAUUGAAGAUCAUGAAUGAGACGAACAAUAAGAGGGCGAAAAUCGACGAGUCGCUAGACUAUAUUAACGAGCGGCUUGCGGAGCUUGAAGAGGAGAAGGAUGAACUAAAGAACUAUCAAGAGAAAGACAGAGAACGUCGCUGCCUCGAAUAUACGAUUUAUUCACGGGAGCAGGCUGAAAUUGCCUCUGUUCUCGAGAGUAUUGAAGGCCAGCGCCAAACAGGAGUUGAAGACACAGAUGCGAAUCGCAACAGAUUUAUUCAAGGCGAGAAUGAUAUCGCACAGAUAGAUGCGGAGAUAUCCGAGUUGAAACAGUCAAUGGAACUUCUUAAAGUGGAAAAAGCCCAGAUGGAGGAGGAUCGUCGAGAUGUUUCGCGAGCGCUGGCACAGGCUGAACUACAGGCCAAAUCCCUCUCCGAGGGGCAAUCAGCCGCGCAACGAGCCAAAGCCCGCCGUGAUGCGAAUUUGAAGGCAGUCCAAACAGCUAUAAAGGAGCGAGAGAAAGAACUCAGCAAGCUCCUCCCAGAGUUCGAAGCAAAGAAACAACAGGAAGAAACCGUGAAAGCAAAGCUGGACGAAGCAGAAACCGCGCGGCAACGUCUCUACGCAAAGCAAGGCCGCAAUUCCAAAUUUAGAAAUAAGGCGGAACGAGAUAAGUGGCUCCAACGGGAAAUUCAGGAUACCUAUAUGUCACUUUCAACAGUCAAAGCUGUAAGAAUGCAAACAGAAGAAGAAAUCAAGGGGCUUGAAAACGAUAUUGCUCUCCUGGAACCUGAGGCCGAAAGAUUGCGUAAGCAGCUUGAUGGUAGAGGUGAUGCUAUUCAAUCGAUGGAGCAGGAGGUGCAGGGUGCAAAGGAUGAGAGAGAUCGAUUAAUGGACCAGAGGAAAGAGUUGUGGAGAGAAGAAGCGCGUCUCGACUCAAUAAUAUCAAAUGCCUCGCAAGAGUUAGACCGUGCGGAAAGAAACCUAUCUCAUAUGAUGGAUCAUAAUACAAGUCGCGGACUUGCCGCUGUCCGUCGGAUUAAAAGACAACUUAACCUUGAAGGUGUCUAUGGUACUGUUGCUGAGCUUCUUGACGUGAAUGAAAGAUACCGCACUGCUGUGGAAGUUACUGCGGGCCAGAGCCUUUUUCAUUAUGUUGUCGACACAGAUGAAACUGCUACGAAGGUGUUGGAUGUUCUCCAAAAGGAAAAGUUGGGACGAGUCACAUUUAUGCCACUGAACCGGCUGAAACCUAAACCCGCAAAUGUUCCGCGCGCCAGCGACACUAUACCAAUUAUCGAAAAGCUGGUGUACGACAAAGCAUAUGAAAAAGCCUUCCAGCAAGUUUUUGGCAAGACUAUCAUUUGCCCCAACCUUCAAGUUGCCGCACAGUACGCUCGAAGCCACGGUAUCAAUGCCAUUACCCCGGAAGGCGAUCGGUCUGACAAGCGUGGUGCAUUGACUGGUGGUUUCCACGACUCUCGCCAAUCCCGCCUCGAGGGCCUGAAGGUUGUUAGCAAAUGGCGAGAUGAGGUUGAAUCCAAGCGGAACCGAGGUAUCGAGAUCAGGAGGGAGCUUGAGAAGAUGGAUCAAUUGAUCACCAAAGCCGUAGGCGAACUACAGAAGCUGGAACAGCGGAGACAACAAUUCCAUGGGAGUAACAUCCCGCUACGACAAGAGAUUAAGAGCAAGCGCGACAUGCUUCAGAACAAGACGGAAACUCUGGAAGCAAAACGACGUGCCCUCCGGAACAUGGAAGCCAAUGUUAAGGCACUGGGUGAUCAAAUAUCUGCACAUGAAGAAGAAUUGUCUACGCACUUUGAGAAAGCUCUAACAAAUGUUGAGGAGGCCAGACUUGAUUCUCUCAAUUCGACUGUCCAGGAAUUAAGAAGUCAGCAUUCAGAGCUAUCCAGCAGUCGCAGCGAACUCGAAACCAGAAAAUCAGUCAUUGAAGUUGAGUUACGUGAAAACUUGAACCCGAAACUAGACCAACUUAUUGGCCACGAGCUUGAAGCUGGUGAUGAAGGCACACAUGGGAAUCUCAAGGAGAGUCAACGGGAAAUUGAGCGCCUGAACAAAUCCCUUGGCUCGCUCGAUCGCCGUCUCAGGAAGCUGGAAGAAUCGAUGGAAAAGGGAUCAGCUGAAAUGGCCCAGUUAGAGCAGCGCAAGGCCGAUGUCAAACGAGACAUGGAAGACCUAGCUAAAUCUAUUGAAAAGCAUCAACGACGUAUGGAGAAGAGCAUGCAGAAGAAAGCGGCGCUGACGAAGCAAGCAGCCGAAUGCAGUGCAAACAUCCGUGAUCUUGGCGUCCUCCCUGAUGAUGCAUUUACCAAAUUCAAGAAUACCGACUCCAAUACGGUUGUCAAACGCCUGCACAAAGUCAACGAAGCGCUGAAGAAAUACUCACAUGUCAACAAACAAGCCUUUGAACAAUACAACGGCUUCACAAAACAGCGAGAAACCCUGACAAAGAGACGAGAGGAGCUCGACUCUUCUCAAAAAUCAAUUGAAGAGCUGAUCACAGUUUUAGAUCAUCGCAAGGAUGCAGCCAUCGAACUGACCUUCAAGCAAGUAUCCCGUGAGUUUGCUCAAAUUUUCGAGAAACUUGUCCCAGCAGGCCGAGGUCGGUUGAUCAUCCAGCGCAAGACAGAUCGGGCACAGCAACUAGGGAAUGAACUAGACUCUGAUGAAGAGGAGGAACGGAGCAGCGUGGAAAACUACGUUGGUGUAGGCAUCAGCGUGAGUUUUAACAGCAAGCAUGACGACCAACAGCGCAUCCAACAACUCAGCGGAGGACAAAAGAGUCUUUGCGCUUUGGCCCUCGUUUUUGCCAUCCAAGCUUGUGACCCCGCUCCCUUCUAUCUCUUCGAUGAGAUCGAUGCAAACCUCGACGCACAGUACCGGACCGCUGUCGCGCAGAUGCUCAAGUCAAUAUCUGAAGAGACUAACGGCCAAUUUAUCUGCACGACAUUCCGACCGGAGAUGCUUCUCGUUGCGGAGAAGUGCUAUGGCGUUAGUUUCCGCAAUAAAGCUAGUACCAUAGAUGUGGUGUCGAGGGACGAAGCAUUAAAGUUCGUAGAGGAGCAGAAGUCAUAAGAAAGACCUAUAUAUGUUCUGUCAUCGAAUGCCUCGGCUAAGUUCAUACUCCCAUAUGCGUUUAUUUUCUCAUGUUUUUCCUUGUUUGUGGAUGGCUUGGAGUUCCGGUCAGAUCGGAUUUUCGUUUCUAUGGCUACGGUGCGAUGGUUUUAUUUGCCUGCUAUGGUUUUGCUUCUCCGAUGUUGAUCUCUUGAUUAUUUACUUCGUUUCUAGUCGUAGUCGCCUUCUUAACUAAGGUUCGUGGCUUAUUCUCAGUGAUUGUCAAUGUGCCCUCUUGUUUCCACUGGGACUCAUUUCAUCCUUUGCUUUAGUUAUUCCUCAGCGCCUUUUUUAUUUUUAUUUUUAUUUUUUAUUCUUUCUCCCCUAAUGUCAGUGUAAUUUAUUUCUCGAUAAGAACUGGAAUGAAUUUAUGCAUAACUUAGGUUAUUUUCUCUUUUCGUAUCAAUUCUAUAGUUCUAAGCGUGAGAAAAUCAUUAACAUGAUCAGAAGAUAUGUCGAUAUAUCUUCGCAACUUUUUCUUUUUUUUUUUUUUUUUUGGAUAUAUAGUAUAUAUUCGUAUAAAAUCCAUCCAAGGCUUGUUGUCGAGCGACAUGGAAUAUCAGAAAUCGCUCAAAUCGAGCCGAUAGUGACAAAUAAUAACGCGAAAGCAGCGCAAUACUAGCUGGUAGCUGGUAAACAAUGCUAGGAUACCUCAAUAUCAUCGGAUUCAAUCCGAGGUCUGUCAAAUCGGACAGCACGAGACUGUUCCCCAGUCCACUCGACAAUAAUCUCAUCAGGGACGCCCCGAACCACAACAUGAACAUGCUCAAGCGAUCUCACGCUCUGCAGGGCUGUCCAAUUCUUGAACCACAGAACCCUAUCGUCGGCGUCCGGAAAGAGCUUCUCCAGCCUAGCAACAAAAGUCCGGUUGACAAAAUCGUUAAUGAGGGUGCGCGAUUCGUCAGUCAAAUCCCCGUUGUCUUCCCUAACAGGAAUGCUGUUUUUGAGCCAUAUCACUAUAUGAGUGAGUUCCGGCGAGACGCCGUAGGGCCAGUCAUUCCGCAGGAUCCUGUAAUCACUGGGAUCCGCGAAGGGGACUGGGUUUCGGCACUGCGAAGCGAGAGGAACGGAACCAUCGAGCUGCCAUUUCAGCCGCUCCUGGAGGAUGUAAUUUGUUAUCGUCCCGUACCGCGCCUUGAUGUUUGUGGUCCAGGCGAUGUAGCGCUUCAGCUCACUUGGCUUGCGCCGAAAGGCUUCGAGGUUAUUGGAGGCUACUCUGAGUUAGCGGGGAUGGGCAUUUCCUUAAUCGUACUUUUCUGAGUUCUGAAUUUUAUAGUUUGGUGGCAGCAGCGGCUACGGACCUAUGAUUCUCUUGAUCUCAUCCCAAUCGUGAUGGAUGAACAUCUCAUCCGUCUGCGACAGGACCUGACGAUCAACGUCGGUGAGAUUGAAGGGCAGAUUAUUGGGCUGCGGUUGCAGGUCUCCCAUAUUUGCUAGCAGCGGUAGGAGAAAUACAGACGUUUUUGCCCAGUUGAUCUCUAAUUGAAAUGGGCAAAGCAACGAAAGGAAUAGGGCAGGGGCCGAAAGGGACAGAGCCGCUAACAGGAUAUUCGCAUUUGGGCCCUGGUGCGUGUUCCGAUGUGUCUGGAUAGGGUUAUGAUUGACCCUUACUUAACCUUGAGGUUAAAUUUUCUAACAAUGACAAUUCCGGGAUCAUUCAA